Psylliodes chrysocephalus is the source of this 654-nucleotide messenger RNA. The record is from the annotation of a GenBank genome assembly. Lineage: Eukaryota; Metazoa; Arthropoda; Insecta; Coleoptera; Chrysomelidae.
AUGGCUAAAGAAGAUCCCACAGUUGAAGAAGUUGAAGUCAUGUCACUUGAUUUUGAACAAAGCAUGCCCCUGCCACAUGUUCCUUUUGGUGACGUUUUCUACAAGCGCCAGUUGUCGUUUUAUCCAUUUUGCAUCAAUAAGGGCAGCGUUUCGAAUAGUUACUUUUAUGUUUUUGAUGAAAUAACGGGUCGGAAAUCUCCAAAUGAAGUGAUAAUUUGCUUACAAGAUUUUAUUAACUACAUUUAUCCUGAGAACAGCAAUAUUAAGAAUAGUUCUUUUGCAAAAUUCACCACAUCGAAAUAUAAAGUUGUCGAAUAUAGUGAUGAACAUAAGGAAACUGUUACGUGCUUAGAGUCAGCGAAUGGUUUAGUCACUGAAGAUUUUGUUCUUCUAAAUAAAUCUUGUGUACCGAAUAUUCUAGAAGUACAAAAUAAGGUUUAUAAUAAUGCCCCAUUGCCUUUAAAAAAGGAUAAGCUCUUAAAUGUUAUGGAAUUGGCCAGACAGUAUGUUGGCGAUGCUGAAACCAACAACUUGUACAUACAGAGACAUAAGAAUGCCAGACAUCUGAAACAGAAGAUGAAGAUCAAUAACAUAAGAAGAAUAUUACCUGGUUUUUGGAUUUUCAUAUUCCAUUUGUUUUUUUUAAUGAUAUAA